AGCUGUGUGUGAACAUGGUGAUAGUCGGCAUGUUACUGAUGGUCCUCUUUGUUUCAGGUGCUUUGGCUAAAUGUCCUGAUGAAGCAGCAGUCUUCAUAAAUGCAUCAAAGAAGCUGGAAGCACUGAGUGGAUCUUGUUUGCAAAUCCCAUGUAGCUUCAGACCCAAAGAAGAACAGAAAUUUAUCAGCACAAGAAAAAUUAUUGGAGUGUGGAUUAAAAAUCAAUCCCAAUUUGGCGAUAAUCAAAACAAUGUGAUCUUCAACAGUAGUGCAGCAGUUAACAUCUAUCCAAUGAGUAUUACUGGGAACCUGAGUCAGAGAGACUGCACCACUCUGUUUUGUAAUUUAAUCACCACAUACACAGACACAUACUUCUUCAGAGUAGAGAGAGAACCAUUCAAAGCAACAGCUUCUUGUGAUCCUCUUCAAAUAACAGUCAGAGAUUCUCCUUGGAGGCCCAAUAUUACAAUCCCAGGUGAUCUGAAGGAGAAGGAGUCUGUCACUAUAACCUGCUCAGCUCUCACUCCCUGUCCACACUCCCCUCCUCAACUCACCUGGAAUCUCCAACAAGACUCUCACAACAAAAUAGAGGAAAACACAGAUGGAAGCUUUACAACUAAAAUCCAGCAGAACAUCACUCUGUCAGACACACAUGAUGGAAAGAAGAUCAACUGCUCUGCCAGAUAUCCUGUGAACCAAGGAAAAGACACCAAGACAGCAGAGACAGAAGAGACUCUCAGUGUUUCAUAUGCUCCUAAAGACACCUCAGCAUCCAUCAGUCCAUCAGGUUUGGUGUCAGCAGGCAGCUGGGUGAACCUGACCUGCUCCAGCAGAGCCAAACCUCCAGUCAGCAGCUUCACCUGGUUCAAGAAGAGCAGAGAUGGAGCUGUGAAAGUAUCUGAAGGAGAGAUUUACAGCUUCAAUGUAACAGAUGGAGGAGUUUAUUACUGUGUGGCCACUAAUGAUCUGGGUAAUCAGACAUCAGCAGAGAUUAACGUGACUGUUGGAGGAGACACACUGUGGCUACUUCCUGGAGUAAUCAUUGGGAUCAUUGUUCUCUUACUUAUAAUUCUCCUCUGCUUGAUCAUCUUUGUUUGGUCGUUAAAGUCAAAGCAACAAACUCAACAACAGAUUCUGAUUCAAAUAAAUGAAGAGCAGAAGGUUGAUGAACCAGCAAGUAAAAAGGAAGAAGAGGAAGAAAACAUCCAUUAUGGAGAGAUCAGCUUCUCCACACUGGCAUAUGAAGCAUCGUCUAACUCAGUGCGGGACAGUGGACAGCAGCAGCAUACGGUGUACGCACAGAUCAAAAAGCGAGAAAAAAGCUUAAAACAAAGGGCUCACGGCCAAGAGGAACUCUACGCUGAGGUGAAGAAAAAAUGAGAACUGUUGUGAAAUAAUUUUAAAUUAACAUAUAAAUACACACAUGGUGCCCGUAAAUGUGUCAUUUUCACUGCCUACAGUUCAGUGAAGUAAAACAACUAAAAUCCCAUUCCAUGGCUUUUUUAUGUCCUAUUUUCCAUGCUAACUUUACACGGCUGUUUUCAGAUGAUUAACUGUGUUCAUGGCAAAU
This is a messenger RNA of Pundamilia nyererei, 1569 nucleotides long. RefSeq names its product B-cell receptor CD22-like. The transcript is spliced from 7 exons. The coding region runs from base 15 to 1379 and encodes 454 amino acids. NCBI's taxonomy places the organism in Eukaryota, Metazoa, Chordata, Actinopteri, Cichliformes, Cichlidae. The record is from RefSeq and is a predicted model, not a curated record.